UCAGAUUUCCCUGGAGCAUGCUUUGCCUCAACAAGAUGCGCAACUGUAGAACCUGGUAAAACUUGGGAACUCCAACCAUUCUGUGGUCGCUCCACCUGCGUUAUAACCAUUUUUCCAGAAAAAACCAACAAAACUGCACCAUUCCCAGGCUGUUGCCCCAUCUUCAAAUGUGAGGAUGGAGCCAAAUUGGAAUAUCCUGAAAUUCCCACAGUAGCUCCAGUACCAGAAGAUGCUCCUAGCACCCCCAAGGCUUAAAAACUGAAGUCACUGAAGUAAUUCUCAACUUUAGUUUCAUUUUCAACUUUUUCUCCAAUCUAUUUCUGUUUGUUUCAUUUCACAAAAAAAGUACAGUAGAAAAAUAAAAAAAAUAUUUAUUAUUUCUAUCGUUUUUACAGUGUUUUCUUCAAUCUCUUCUUUUUCAUUCUCUCUUGUUCUUUUUUGUACCUUUCUUUUCUCUUCUGAAAAAUAUUAUCAAAUCAAAUUGAUCUGAAACAUAUUUGAUUUAGGAAUAAUUGUGAUAUACAGCACAUUAUUUUCAUGUUGGAAUUUUUGGCCUGAUUAUCCGCUGAAUAGUUUUUGCAUUACAUAUUCGAUUGAUUUUUGUAAUCCGUGUUUUGGUAAUAAAUUCAAUUUAUUAAAUUCAACAA
This is a messenger RNA of Leptinotarsa decemlineata (Colorado potato beetle), 647 nucleotides long. RefSeq lists its product as uncharacterized. NCBI's taxonomy places the organism in Eukaryota, Metazoa, Arthropoda, Insecta, Coleoptera, Chrysomelidae. The record is from RefSeq and is a predicted model, not a curated record.